Molecule: messenger RNA, 528 nt
Organism: Nicotiana tabacum (common tobacco)
Lineage: Eukaryota; Viridiplantae; Streptophyta; Magnoliopsida; Solanales; Solanaceae
Product: protein VERNALIZATION 3-like
Source: RefSeq, a predicted model, not a curated record
AUGUCAAGAGGAAGAGACACAUUGGUACUUGGUAGAGUGAUUGGAGAUGUUUUGGAUCCAUUUACAAAAUCUAUUGACCUAAGAGUGGUUUAUAGUAGCAGACAGGUUAUUAAUGGCUGUGACCUUAGGCCUUCUCAAGUUAUUCAUCAGCCUAGAAUUGAGAUUGGAGGGGCAGAUGAUUGCACCUUUUACACUCUGGUAAUGGUGGAUCCUGAUGCUCCGACCCCAACCAACCCAAACAUGAGAGAGUAUUUGCACUGGUUGGUCACCGAUAUCCCAGCAACUACAGGAGUAAACUUUGGAAAUGAAGUGGUAUCCUAUGAGAGUCCAAUGCCUACAACAGGAAUACAUCGGUUUGUUUUUGUGCUAUUUCUGCAAUUGCGUCGAGAGAUUAAUGUCUAUGCUCCUCGAAGUCGUCAGAAUUUCAACACAAGAGAUUUUGCAGAGCUUUAUGAACUUGGAUUACUUGUUGCUGCAGUUUACUUUAAUGGCCAAAGGGAAAAUGGCACUGGUGGUCGUCGACUAUAA